AUGUAUUUGGAAAAAAAAAAAGAGGAAAUAUAUUUGGCAAAAGCAAUAUAUGCUUAUGGAAUAAAUUUAAAUGUGCAUAACCCAUUUCUAUUAUUAGAUAAUAAUUCGAUUUUUUAUAGUAUAGGAACCAAUGGGGUCGUUCAUAAUAUUAUAGACAAAAGCCAAAGAUUCAUAUUAAGUGAUGAUAAUUGUUAUAGUAUUAUAUGCUUAUGUAUAAGUGAGGAUAAACAAUUAUUAGCUUUAGGAGAGAUAUCUAUUAAUAAACCAUUUAUAUGCAUAUUUACAAAUAAAUAUAAAUUUAUUAAAAAAUUAAUAUUAAAUAUAUCAGAUAAUGAAAGUAAAAUUAUGAAUAUAUCUUUUUCUUCUAAAAAUAAAUAUUUAUAUUGUGUAACUAAUGGAUUUACAAAAAGUUUAUUUUUAUGUUAUGAUUGGUUUUCUGGAAAAUUAAUUUUUAGUAAAAUUUUUCCUUUUUAUGAAUUUAAUAAAAAUUGUGAAAUUUUUUUGAAUAAUAAAAAUUCUUCUUAUAUAGGAUUAAUAUCAACUUUUGUAAAAAAUGAUUUAAAUAAUGAGACAAAUGAAGAUAAGUUAUUUGAUGAUGAAAAGGAAUUACCAGAUGUGGGAAUAGACAGAUGUAUGGGUUCUGGGGAAGUUAUUCAUAGUGAUAGUAGAUGUGAUAAUAAUAUGAAUAAAGCUAAUCAUCAAUUAGGAAGAAAUAUAUUUUUGUAUCAUUAUACAAAUGAAAGUUUAACAGAAAUAAAAAUCAAAAAUAAAAAACUUGAUAAAAUUAAUAAUACCUAUACAUAUUGUUGUUGGGUAAAUGAUGGUAUUUUGUUAUUAAUAAAUAAAGAAAAUUAUUUAAUUUUUUAUAAUAUAAAAAAAAAAUUAUUAAAAAUAUAUAAGGAUCAUAUAGAAAAUAGUCAAAUAUUAAAAGUGACAUGUUUAUCAAAUGGGUUUAUUUUAUAUGAUAAUAAUUAUAUAUAUUUUUAUGAAGAAUCAAAUAAUAAAGUUAAUAAUGAUGGGUUGAAUUAUUUGUUAAAAUAUUAUGUCCAUUUUAGUUACAACAAUUUAUUUAAUGAAUAUUCUUUGCUUUCAUCUUGUGAGAGUUUCAUUUAUUUCAUUGGGCAAGAUGGUCAUAUAAAAAGGUUAGACAUUAAGAGGGAAAAAAUAUCUGUUUCAAAUUCGAACGAAAAGAAUGUUCAUUUAGGGAAGUUUUCUAAAAGGGGCCAAAAUCUCGAAAUUGGCCAAAAAAAUGGGGAAAAAAAUGGGGGAAAAAAUGGCGAAAAAAAUGACGAAAAUAAUGACGAAAAAAAUGGCGAAAAAAUUGACGAAAAAAUUGGCGAAAAAAUUGACGAAAAGAUUGGCGAAAAAUAUGAUGAAAAUUAUGAACAUUUAGUUAAAUAUAGCACAAAAGAUGAAGGAAGAAAUAUAGAAACAGUAUUGAAUAAUAUAAGCUCAGCGAAAAUAAAUGAUUUUGAUAUUUGCAUGAAAUGUCCAUUAAUAAUUUUAUGUUAUAAUGAUAAUACAAUAAAAAUAAUAAAUUAUAAAAAAAAAAAAUUAGUUAUCUCAAACUCAUUUAAUAAUGAACCAUUAAAAUUGUCUAUUCAUUGUUCUGGACAUUUAUUAUUAGUUUCUUUUACAGAUAGAUUAAGAUUAUUUCAUAUAUUAUAUAAUAAAUUAAAAAUAAAAAAAGAAUUAUUUUUAAAAAAUUGUUCAUGUUGUAAAUUUUCAAAUGGUGGAAAUUUAAUGGCUGUUUCAAAAAUAUCAACAAUAUACAUUUAUAAAACUUAUACAUAUGAUAUUUUAUUUGUUUUAAAAUCACAUGUUAAUUAUAUUACAGACAUAAUUUGGAGUCAUAAUGAUUUUACAUUAUUUUCGAUAGGAAAAGAUGGAUAUUUAUUUGAGUAUUCUUUAUAUAAUAAUGGAAAUAAAAAUAUAGAAAUUAUGCAUAAGGAUAAACAAUUUCUUAGCAUAGAUUUAGAAACAAUAGAAACGUCUGAAAAUGUAAAUAAUCGAUUAAAUAAUAAAAAUGAUAUGGAACAAAUUAAAUAUGAUAAUGAAUAUAAAAAUAAUAAUAAUUUAAAAACAAAUAAUGUUAAAUCUAUUUAUUUAUCUUGUAAUGAUAAAACUAUUAAACAAUUAUGUGAUUCAAAAAUAGAAUCUGUUUUAGAAUCAGAAUAUGAAAUUAAUAAAAUAUUAUUAUAUAAAAAUAUUUUUUUAAUUUGUUCAUAUUAUAAUGGUUUUUUUUCUAGAAUUCGAUUUUAUGUUUUACCAUUAUGUGGUAUUUAUUUAGAAAUCCCAUGUCACAUUUCUAGUUGUGUAAAUUUAAAAUUAGAUUGUAAUAAAGAAUUAUUAUUUAGUUGCUCAAAAAAUGGAGAAGUAUAUAUUUUUUCAAUUGAACAAAUAGAAAACUGUAUAUUGUUUCCAAGAAAUUUAGCAUCAAUCAAUAAUACACCUUCUGAAAAAGUUAAAGAAAUAAAUGGACAAAAUAAAAAGAGUUGUGAUGAUAGAAAAACAGAAGAUCAAAAUAAAAACGAAAAUGAUAAUGAAAAUAAUGUAAAUAUAUGUACAACUAUUACUAAACUAGAUAACACAAUAACACUUAAUGAUAAGUUAGAUGUAAGAUCAGAAAAAAUGAGUAUAUCAGAUUUAGCAAAAGAUAAAAAUUGUAAUUAUAAUAACACUAAAAUUAUUAUUAUAGAAGAUAAUGAUAAAAACUUAAAUAAUAAUGGAAAAGACAAAAAUGAAGAAUCUCAAGACAUAAAUAGUGAUGAUACAUUAGAUGGAAAUAGAGAAAUAAAUUACAGUUUUGCAAUAUACGAUUUGAAUAAUAAAAGUAAAUAUAUAUUAGAUGAUGUUGAAAAAGAGAAUAAUGAUAUUUUGAUAGAUUUUUGUUAUGUAGAAAAAAAAAAUAAUGAAUUGUUAGAUUUAGAAAAAAAGAUAAAAAAUUUAAAAAAUCAAAUGGAACUUGAAAUGAAAAAUAAAGAAUCUAUUUAUAAAAAUAUGAUAAAGAAAUUGAGAAAAGAAAAAGAUUUAGAAUUAAAAAAUUUAAUGAAAAUAAAUAAAAAUAUAAUUAAAGAAAAAGAAAAAAUGGAAAAUAAAUGUAAAGAAUCAUUAUUCGAAUUAGAAGAAAAACAUAUAUAUUUUGUAAAUCAACUAAAUUCACAAUUUUAUUUAACUAAUAAAAUAUGUGAAGAAAAAUUUUUAAAAAUUGAAGAAGAGUUUGAUUUAUAUAAAAAAAAUACUACUUUAGAAUUUUUAGAAUUAAAAAAAGAACAUGAAAUAAAAAUGAAUUUAUUAAUACAAGAAAAAAAUGAUGAAAUACAAAAAAAAGACGAGUGUCUACAAAAAAGUGAAGAAAAAUAUGAACAAAUGAAAAAGGAAAAGGAUCAAUAUAUCAAAGAAAUAGAAAAUGAUGUAGAUGAAGAAAUUCUUUUAUUAACUAAAAAGUAUGAAGAAGAAAUUGAUAAUUUAAAAAAAGAUAAAUAUGAUUUGUUAGGAAAAUUCAAGUUGCAUGAAUAUAUAGAAAACGAACUUAAUGAGGGUAUUAAUCUCGAAAAAGAUAAAUUCUUAAAAAAAUGUAUAAUGAUAAAGAGGAUGGAAGAGAACAUUGAAAGCCUAAAACUCGAUAUAAAGAAUCUGAACGAUAAUAUUAAAUCCAAGGAUACCGAAAUUGAUGGAAAAAACAAAGAAAUUGAUAAUUUAAAUAAAAAAAAUAACGAAUUUGAAAAACUGAAAAUAGUUUUAUCCCAAAAAAUAAAAGACUUGGAAUCGACUUUAUCGCCAAAAGAUUCAGAAAUAAAAGUGAUGAGAGAUAAAAUCGAUGAAAUGUCAAAAUGUUUUGAAAAUAAUCAUAAAAAAACUAUUAAUUUACAAAUAGAAAUAAAUGAGCAUAAAAUGAAAAUAAAAGCAUUACACGAUGACGUAUUAAAUUAUAAUAAAAGAAUUGGAAACUAUGAAAAAAUUUUUAAAAAUUUACAAGAUCAUAUCAAAGAAUGCUACUUACAUUUACAUGAUAAAAAAAUAUUUAAUUCAUCCUUUUUAAAUCUUUACAAUAAAUUUCACAAAAUUAACGAUGUUCAAAAUUAUGAUACGAAAAAUGUUUUUUCAGAGUAUAUUAGACAAAAGGAAUAUUUAGAAAAUAUGAUACAAGUAUUAAAAGAUAAAUUGGAAAAAGAAACGGAAGCUUAUAGAAUAGAAAAAAUUAAAAUGAUGAAUGAAAAUUCGUUAUUACUAAAAGAAAUAAAUGAUUUAAAAAUGGAUUUAAACUUUUUAAAAUCCGAAUUUCAUGAUGCAAAACUUAAAAACAGAAAAACUCGUUUUUAA
Molecule: messenger RNA, 4323 nt
Organism: Plasmodium yoelii
Lineage: Eukaryota; Apicomplexa; Aconoidasida; Haemosporida; Plasmodiidae
Product: WD repeat-containing protein 65, putative
Exons: 2
Coding region: 1-4323 (1440 amino acids)
Molecular function (GO): protein binding
Source: RefSeq, a predicted model, not a curated record